UGUGAUGAAAAUCAUGUCCACUAUGACCAACAUUACCCUUCGGCAGCAACGUCUCGAGGGCCUGCAGAAAGAUUUCGAGUCCUCAAAAUCAGCUGCCCGAGAACUAUUUUUCCAUUGGGUUCGAUUCCUGUACAGUGUUUGCGAGCCUGAAUGCCAGAAGCUCCGCGAAUGUAACAUCCUGCCGGAUGAUACUAAGAUCUUCCGCGAGCGAGUGCUUUCAAAAGACCAUUCUCGCCAUCAGAACCAAGACUUAGCUUUGCUAAGUCAUCUUUUUGUAUUAUCUAGAGUCUCUCGUCAGGCAAUUCUCGAGCCUGACCCCUCGUUUACGCCAAAUGAGAAUGUCGAGGUGUUGAUGGAGAUUUUACAGAUCGAACACUGGACUCAACUCGGCACGGGGGCGAAAACCCUAAAGGGAAGGAAUUGGGCUGAUCUAAUCUACUGUUUGGGGAUGAAAAAGCCCAAAGUUUCUUUCGUUCCUCCUGUCCUUCAACGUUUGCUUUCCGAUAUAUCGUGCCAUCAGAUUCUCGAGCUCUACAGCGAAGUCUCUGCAUGCAAUGUACCAAUCAAAAUCGAUGAUGUGUCGCAAGAGGACAGCGUAAAGUUCCUCAUACCUGUUUACCGAUACCCAGCCAUUGCCUGCUCGGAAUACGCAACGUGCGACAAAUCAUUGAGAUGGUUUUGCAAGCUACUUCAACAGUUUCAGUCUUUCAAUCUCGAGACACGCUUUACGUUGCUUAUGGCAGCGGCGUCAAUGCUGAGGAACCUGAUAGAGGUACGGGUGCCGUCCAAAGAACACUUUACGUGGAGAUUUCGACUCACAACGUGGAUUGAUCCUCUUGUUUCCCUUUUCGAAGUGGGACUCGAUUGUUGCGAACAUCAUAUUUGGAUUCAGCUCGAAGAAUGUAUUCGGGAGGAGCUUGAAAUGUUUUGUGAUUCUCAUUCCAAAUCGCACACUAAACUUGUGGGCAUAGUUCGCCAGUUCUUAUUAUGGGAGCCUCUACGUGGAGAAGAGUUACAGGAUGCAGAAUUUAUCAUCAGUUCCGAAGACUUCAAGACUUCUUCCCUCUCCGAAGUCCAACAACCCGCCUUUUCAAAACGAAGGCUUUGUUAGU
This is a messenger RNA of Periconia digitata, 1112 nucleotides long. NCBI's taxonomy places the organism in Eukaryota, Fungi, Ascomycota, Dothideomycetes, Pleosporales, Periconiaceae. The record is from the annotation of a GenBank genome assembly.